CCGCUGUGAAGUCGUUACCAAGACGACCAAAAAAUGACAAAACUCCUCGGCUGGUGUGCGCGCAGCAGCAGCAGCAGCAGUGACCAAGAAUCCAAACUUGCAGCGGAAAGUGACAGUGACCGCUUCAUAAAAACACUACACAUUCUCAAGAGUACGAGUUCAACGAGUUUAAAUUCCAAAAACGAAACGGAGGGAGGAACAAAAGUCACCUGCUGCUUCUCAACUGACACUGACUCUAAACAACAACGCGACACGGCGAGCAAAACUGGACAUUAUCGUUGCAGUGGUGAUUGUCAUCACUCAGGAAUAAUCUUCACAGUAUGUUACUGGUUGUUUCUGCAUGAGAAGGCGAGGGAGCUGCUGAAAGAUGAGUAAAAAAUAUGAAUCGACAAACGUGUCUGAGAUGGAGGAACAUAUUUCACAAAAGUAUGAAAUCAAGAGGAGACUUGGAAAGGGGGCCUACGGCAUUGUGUGGAAAGCAGUUGACCGACAGACCGGGGAGAUUGUGGCUGUAAAAAAGAUCUUUGACGCCUUCAGAAACAGAACAGAUGCUCAGCGGACGUUCAGGGAGAUCAUGUUCCUUCAGGAGUUUGGAGAUCACCCCAACAUUGUCAAACUUCUGAAUGUCAUCCGAGCACAGAAUGAUAAAGACAUUUACCUCAUUUUUGAAUAUAUGGACUCAGACCUGCAUGGAGUGAUAAAAAAAGGCACCCUACUGAAGGACGUCCAUAAACGAUAUGUGAUGUACCAGCUCUUCAAAGCCAUCAAAUACAUGCACUCAGGAAACGUUAUCCACAGGGACCAAAAGCCAUCCAACGUGCUGCUGGACACCGACUGUGUCGCCAAGCUGUGCGAUUUCGGCUUGGCCAGAUCACUCAACCAGAUCCAAGAGGACAGCGGGAAUCCUGCGCUCACAGAGUAUGUGGCGACGCGGUGGUACCGGGCUCCUGAGAUCCUGCUGGGCUCCACAAGGUACACCAAAGGAGUAGACAUGUGGAGCCUCGGCUGUAUCCUCGGAGAGAUGCUGCUUGGUAAAGCCUUGUUCCCCGGCACAUCCACCAUCAACCAGAUAGAGAAGAUCAUGAGCGCCAUACCACACCCCAGCCCAGAAGAUAUUCUUGCAAUCAAGUCUGAAUAUGGAUCCUCUGUCAUCCAGAGAAUGCUGCUGAAACCUCAGGUGCCUCUCGAGGAUCUUCUCCAGCCAUCUGUGCCUCCUGACGCACUGGACCUACUGAAGGGUUUGCUAGUCUUCAACCCAGACAAGCGACUUACUGCUGAGCAAGCACUCCAACACCCAUAUGUAGCCAGGUUCCAUAAUCCAGCCAAGGAGCCAUAUCUUCACUAUGAUGUAGUGCUGCCAGUGGAUGAUGAUGUGCAAUUAUCUGUGGUUCAGUACCGCAACAAACUUUAUGAGAUGAUCCUGGAGAGGAGAACGAAUCAGGGAAAGCUUAGACUGAUCCCAGAGAAGGACAAAGACUGCAUCAGCAGCAGGGAGAAGCCCAGUGUGAAGGAUAAAGGAGAGACGGGCCCAAUGACAGAGAAUGACAAUGGUGACAAUGAGGGGAAACCACAGCAUGGAAAGACUGAGGAGAAAAACCAUGUGCCAUUACAGACGAGUGUCACAAAACCUGAGCCUGUGAAUGUGUCCACCCCGUCUGCUGUGGAGAAGACGAGUCCAGUAGUUAGCCCUGCUUUGAGAAAAACUACAUAUAAUCCCAUCACACAUGCCCCAAACGAAUUUGUGAGGAGUCCAGUUGUAUCUCAUUCCUAUUGCCAGUCCACUGCAGCCAGCAGGAAACCUUCAGGACAGACGAGUAAUGGAAAUGCAACAACAUCACCAACAGAGGGCGCCAAUGCCAAUACAUCCAUGGACCAGAUUCUUCAGCGUGGUCGCUCAGCACCCACGGCUCAUAACCGUUCUUUCUCCCUGACCCUAAGCCAGACGCAAAACAACCCGCUUGUACGCAAGGAUGAGCCACCUCUUUCCUCUGGACUACAUGUUACAUCUGCCCGCCUGAACCAGCGGGCCAACCCUCAGGUUCGUGAGGCUCGUCCCCCACAGCGGUUCAGCAAGAAAGUAUUUCAGAGUAACUGUAACGUGGCGGCUGCGGGUGAUCCUCGAGCCAAACUUGGUAGUUAUUCCCAGGCCUAUGGUACAAUCAAUAAGACUGAACUGGACAAUCUCUUGCGAAGUCGUCCUUGCAACCAGUAGCUGCUGUGAUGUCAGUGGUUACACAGGACCCUGGUGGUUACUCAUCUAAACACAACAAUGUUUGUCUUGUGUUAGAAAGAUAACUGAAAAUAAGAAAUAUUGGAAAAAUAAGAAAAUACUAGGGCUAUUAGGUCAAAUAGGUCUGUGUACUGUGAAGAAUAUACCCAUGGAAACAUGGAUGUCCAUUCUCUGUCUGUGACAGUGAAUAAAUAUUUGUACAAUGCACUGUGACUUUCUGUUACGUUUAUAUACCUGCACUAGCACUUCAUUGUAAAUUACUUUUCUAGCUUUUAUGAUUAUCGGUGCAUCUAAGAUCUACAUCCGUAAAAUAAUGCAA
Solea solea (common sole) is the source of this 2549-nucleotide messenger RNA. RefSeq names its product mitogen-activated protein kinase 15 (gene mapk15). The transcript is spliced from 14 exons. Bases 368 to 2212 code for a protein of 614 amino acids. The record is from RefSeq and is a predicted model, not a curated record. Gene Ontology annotation, biological process: intracellular signal transduction; protein phosphorylation. Gene Ontology annotation, molecular function: ATP binding; MAP kinase activity. NCBI's taxonomy places the organism in Eukaryota, Metazoa, Chordata, Actinopteri, Pleuronectiformes, Soleidae. Gene Ontology annotation, cellular component: cytoplasm; nucleus.